GAGGGAAGGGGGGCCCGGAGAGGGCAGGCGGCGGUGGCGCCGGUCUGGUCCAGCCAGGCCGGGCGAAGCCGAAGCGCGGGGCCGGGCGGGGCCGGGGCUCCCGCGCCGCUCCCGCCAUGUCCUCGUUCUCGGAGUCGGCGCUGGAGCGGAAGCUGUCGGAGCUGAGCAACUCCCAGCAGAGCGUCCAGACGCUGAGCCUGUGGCUCAUCCACCACCGCAAGCACGCUGGGCCGAUCGUCACCGUCUGGCACCGCGAGCUCCGUAAGGCAAAGUCCAGUAGAAAGCUUACCUUCCUCUACUUGGCAAACGACGUCAUCCAGAACAGUAAAAGGAAGGGACCUGAGUUUGCAAGGGAAUUUGAAUCUGUUCUUGUGGAUGCUUUUUCACAUGUUGCCAGGGAGGCAGACGAGGGCUGCAAAAAGCCCUUGGAACGAUUGCUGAACAUCUGGCAAGAAAGGAGCGUGUAUGGCAGCGAAUUCAUACAGCAGCUGAAACUGUCCAUGGAGGACUCUAAUAGUCCCCAACCGAAAGUUACAGAAGAAAAGAAGUCACUGAAGCGGACGUUUCAGCAGAUCCAAGAAGAGGAAGAUGAUGACUACCCUGGGAGCUACUCCCCGCAGGAUGCCAAUGCCGGGCCCCUUCUGACCGAGGACUUGGUCAGAGCCCUGCAAGACCUGGAAAAUGCAGCAUCCGGAGAUGCCGCAGUCCGGCAGAAAAUCGCCUCUCUUCCCCAAGAGGUCCAGGAUGUGUCGCUGCUGGAGAAGAUUACAGACAAAGAGGCAGCGGAACGCCUUUCGAAGACCGUGGACGAGGCAUGUUUGCUGCUUGCGGAGUACAAUGGGCGGCUGGCAGCAGAGCUGGAAGACCGUCGCCAGCUGGCGCGCAUGCUGAUCGAGUACACGCAGAACCAGAAGGACGUGCUGACAGAGAAGGAGAAGAAGCUGGAGGAGUACAAGCAGAAGCUUGCUCGGGUAACUCAGGUCCGCAAAGAGCUGAAAUCCCAUAUCCAGAGCCUGCCAGACCUGUCGCUGCUGCCGAACGUGACGGGGGGGCUGGCGCCCCUGCCUUCUGCCGGAGACCUUUUCUCAACUGACUGAGGCCCUCGCGGGGGCCUGCAUUCCUCCCCUGCCCAGUUCCCGGUCACAGCACCAGAACACCUCACGACGGUCGGAGAUGGAAGGAGCAGAAAGAGACCUUCGCUGGACGCUCCCCAGCCAAGAGCGGGGCCCGUUGGCACGACGAGAUGGCCGGACCCUCUCUUGAAAGGAGGCAGCCUCCUCAUGUUUGGCAACAAUCCAUGUUUACUUCGCUUCCCCCGUAGCAUCUCCACUUUCCACACGGCCCAUGGGAAUCAUGUGUGUCUGCUUCCAAGAGUUUUCAACAAAAAAAUGGGUUGAUUUAUGCUUUGCUUUCUUCCCUGUGUAAAAAUCCGGGGGGCUUCCAAAUUGGUUUGGUGUGUGCCAAGCCUUCUUCCUGGACUUCACAAUUCUGGAGUGUGCGUGGCACCACAGUGUAAGGAAGGGGGUGUGGGAGCAGCUGCUGCUCGCUCGUGGCCUGCUGGCGUGGGGUCCCGGGACCACAGGCGACCAAAGAUGGGCUCUUGUGACCGAGACCUGAGUGCCGCUCCCCUGGGCAGUGCUGCUGUUCCUCGUGGGUCGGAGCAAGUCUGCUUUGCUCGGGCCACCCUGCAGCGAGCGCCCAGAUGCACUCGGGUCGAGUCAUCCGGCUUCCAGGGGGAAAUUUGCAACGGUCCUCCGAAGGCUCCGCAGCCUCGCUAGACGGGUUGUAUUGCUAGCUGGUAGAGAAUGGGCGGAAGCCGGAAGGAGGUUGUCGGUGGCCACGUUAAGGAGCGCCACUCGAGAAGUGCUUGAACUGGAUCGUGUCCUUUGCAGGUCUCUCCUCUCCUGUUCUCCUCCUCUGCCAAGUCAGCAGCAACUGCACUUCCGCAGCACCUUUCCCACCCCUGGUGUGCUCCAGAUGCGUCGGACUGCUAUGCAAUGCGCCCGGGGGAUGCUGGGGUGUGCAGUCCUCGCCUGGAGGGCACAAGGCUGGGGAAGGGUGCUGAAGAGGAGGAAGACUUUUUCACCUUCCUGUUGGACAGUUUGCUUGGAGGGGGUGGGGGGAUUCGGGAGAAAAGCCUGCUGCUGUUCAAGCAACUGAAGGCCACCCCCCCACCCCACCCACCCCCCACACACACAUACUCUAAUCCUUCAGGAAGGGGCAGUCCCUUGGCUCUCCUUUCCAGAAUGCAGACCCUUGCGCUCCUGGGGGUGGGUACUGCAAAAUCCCCCUAUUACAGCGCAUUUCUUCUCAAAGCAGUGUGGGGUUCCUUUGCCUUGUCUUCCCCUUUGGGAUUUUGGGUUUUACUCCGUGGACACAGAAAGUGCCUCCUGGAUCGUCACAGCUGAGGCAAAAAAGUCUCCACGCAAGACCCUUUUCCCUCCACGGAUCAUGGGGUGAUGGGGAGAGCCACACCAUGCAUCCCAAACAGCAGCACAAUUCCAGCAAUCCAUGUGUUUCCCUUUCCUUUCGCUUCAUGUGGCGGAAGCUCGUGCAUCUGGCUUGCUUCCAAAGGCUGGGGAGGGCAGGUGCUUGUGCUGGGCACGGAGGGCUCUGUGUGGUCUUGCUGAGAACAGACCCAUAAUCUUGCCCCGAGACAUUUUCCUAAAUCUGUAUAUGUAUUGAUCUAGAAAUAAAUUUAGAGCUAUAGGCUGCCAUUUUAGCAGCAGUAUAUUCUGAAAUGUUGCAUAAAUAUAUUUUUGAAUAAAGAGGGUGUCAUUCAA
Messenger RNA from Varanus komodoensis (Komodo dragon), 2783 nucleotides. RefSeq names its product regulation of nuclear pre-mRNA domain containing 1B (gene RPRD1B). Gene Ontology annotation, biological process: mRNA 3'-end processing. The coding region runs from base 117 to 1097 and encodes 326 amino acids. Gene Ontology annotation, cellular component: RNA polymerase II, holoenzyme. NCBI's taxonomy places the organism in Eukaryota, Metazoa, Chordata, Lepidosauria, Squamata, Varanidae. Gene Ontology annotation, molecular function: RNA polymerase II C-terminal domain binding. The transcript has 7 exons. The record is from RefSeq and is a predicted model, not a curated record.